This is a messenger RNA of Pseudocercospora fijiensis CIRAD86, 1281 nucleotides long. RefSeq lists its product as uncharacterized. The transcript is spliced from 3 exons. Gene Ontology annotation, molecular function: amino acid transmembrane transporter activity. Gene Ontology annotation, biological process: amino acid transmembrane transport. Gene Ontology annotation, cellular component: vacuolar membrane. The annotation marks the transcript as partial. Lineage: Eukaryota; Fungi; Ascomycota; Dothideomycetes; Mycosphaerellales; Mycosphaerellaceae. The record is from RefSeq and is a predicted model, not a curated record.
ACCACCUUGAUAUUCUUCACAAAUCAAGUAGGCAUUGGCAUCCUCAGCUUACCAGGAAUGUUACACACGAUUGGCCUGAUACCAGGAAUCAUCACGAUCAUCGCAUUCGGCGUCCUGGCUACGUAUACCGCAUACAUCUUGAUUCAGUUCUAUCGACGCUAUCCUCAAAUCCGAGAUGUCGUUGAUGUCGGACGAAUUAUGGGUGGUCGAACACUGGAAAUCAUCGUUGGCAUCGCACACGUGUUGAAUCUCUGCCUGAUCUGCGCUUCGGCCAAUGUCACAUUAUCCAUCGCUCUCAAUACCAUCACAGAUCACGCACUGUGCACGGUCGGAUUCAUUGGCAUUCCGAUGAUCAUCUGCUGGAUACUGUGCAUGCCACGCACGUUUUCCUUUGCGGGCUGGUUCGGCAUACCAGCCACGAUCAGCAUUUUCACCUCAGUCAUCAUUGUGAUUAUCGCGCUCGCGAUCAAUGGUCCCAGUACCUCGACGCCAGGCUACCUAGGUGAACCCGCGAACGAACCACUCGUGAUGCUCCUCGGCCCAAAUCCAGCAGCAACAAUGAAUCAGCAAUUCGAAUCCGUCCUGAAUGUUGCUUUCGCAUAUGCCGGGAAUCAGGCCUUCAUCACUGUAAUGUGCGAAAUGCGCAAUCCAUCUAAGGACUAUCCGAAGGCGAUCAUCUGGCUCAAUGUCUUCGGCAUACCCAUGUAUGUCAUCGUCGCGUGUGUCAUCUACGCGAUGGCCGGACAGUACGUCGUUUCGCCAGCUCUUGGAUCUGCUCCUGGUGUAGCAAGUCAAGUCGCGUAUGGCAUCUUGUUUCCAACCAUGCUUGGCUCUGGACUAGUCUUCGGACAUACAGGGAUCAAGUAUAUGUACAACGUUGUGAUGGACAACAUCAUCAAGACACAGCACAAGCUGACCGAUAACACUUUCCUCACGUGGGGAGUAUGGCUUGGACUCGGAACGACGUUCUGGGUUACGGCUUUUGUGUUGGCCAAUGCCAUCCCGGCGUUCAACUCGAUACUGGCUAUCUCGUCUGCGCUCUUUGUCACUUGGUUCACAUUCGGCAUGGCCAAUGCGCAAUGGAUCUUCAUUAACUGGGGAUACCAAUUCUCUACCUGGCGGAAGUCUUCGCUGGCGAUAUUCAAUUGGUUCAUGAUCCUUGCUUCUGCUUUCUUGACAGUAUUUGGACUGUACACGUCCAUCUCUGACUUGAAUGCGCGUGUGCAGGAUCCAAAUGAUUCUCUGAAUGUGUUUACCUGUGCUGACAACUCGUUGUUCUGA